AUGUACAAGUACACCAUUGACGAACUAUUGCACUUGAAGCCAAGCGAGACUAUGACUCCAAACUUCGACGCCGUCGAAUUCAGAUCCAUCAUCGAAAAGGUCAAGCAGUUGUUGGCUCUCAGAGAAGAAGAAUUCCACAGCGCUCAUCCAUUGGGCUACCGUAGAAGAUCUUCCCACCACCACGGAAGACCUAAGGUGAAACACAACAAGCCUAAGGUGACCACAGACGAGGACGGAUGGUCCACUUUGGAAACAAAGAAGUCUGAAGAUGAAGAAGGUGCCAUUGCUGUGGACGGUGAAAAACCAUUCAUUGCCACUGCCACCUCUGCUUCCAGCAUUGCUCAAGAGACUAUGAAAGUUAAGCCAAAUAACAAGAAUAUCUCAUCUAGUAGACCUGCCGAUACAAAGGACAUUGUCGCCGAUAAGCAAAUACAUGGUUUCAAUACAUUUGCUGCCCUGGAAAGUGACGAUGAUGAGUAA
Molecule: messenger RNA, 480 nt
Organism: Naumovozyma castellii
Lineage: Eukaryota; Fungi; Ascomycota; Saccharomycetes; Saccharomycetales; Saccharomycetaceae
Gene: CAF20
Product: Caf20p
Exons: 1
Coding region: 1-480 (159 amino acids)
Source: RefSeq, a predicted model, not a curated record